This is a messenger RNA of Brassica napus (rape), 1011 nucleotides long. RefSeq names its product membrane protein of ER body 1-like. The record is from RefSeq and is a predicted model, not a curated record. The transcript is spliced from 3 exons. The coding region runs from base 357 to 836 and encodes 159 amino acids. Lineage: Eukaryota; Viridiplantae; Streptophyta; Magnoliopsida; Brassicales; Brassicaceae.
ACACAACUCUUCCUUUGUUAUGUUCAUUAAAAUGUUUUCAAGAAGACGAAAAAGAGGUUCUUGGAGAUAAAGAAGGUGUUCCUUCGCUGAUUGGUGGUCUGUCUACUCCAGGCAACAAAACAAAUGGUUCAGAGAGAGCGAAAGAGAUCCCUCCUCCCCAUGUGGCCCCUCAACCUACAACAUUCGCCAAAAUUCUAAGCAUUUUGAGGCAACAUAUAGUGGUUCCAGUUCACAAUGUCUUGCAAACAGAGCUAGAUAUCUUGAAGAGUAUUGUGUACGGUGGUCUAAUCGAGUCCAUCACAAGCUUCGGGGUUGUAUCCUCCGCUGCUGCUUCCGGAACUUCGACCCUCAACGUUAUGGCCUUGGGGCUAGCCAAUUUAUUCAGUGGCCUAUUUCUCAUCAUUUACAACCUAUAUGGACUUGUAAUGUCUGAACCCUUCUUUCCACAUGCGCACAUUGAUAAUGCGACGGAUAUGAAGGAUAAAAUAGAUCCGUACGAGCAAAUGCUUGGAAACAGAAACAAUGUCGCACUCCAUUGCAUCGUUGUCGUGGUCUCAUUCAUAUUCUUCGGUGUGAUCCCUCCACUCUUCUACGGCUUCUCUUUCAAAACAACAGACAAUAGAUACUACGAAGCUGCGGUUUUCGUAGCCGCGUCUCUGCUCUGCGUCAUCACUCUCUCCUUUGGCAAAGCUCACGCUUUCAAGAAGGAUAAACUCAAGACUGUGGCUGUAUACACCGGAAUAGCGAUUGGGGCGUCUGCGUUUUCUUGCAUUGCAAGCCAGCACGUUAGAGGUCUGCUUGAGAAGUAUGAGUUUCAUAAGAUUGCGUCUGAUUAGCCAAAAGAGUGAUUUCAAGAUUGCAGAAGAGUUUUUUUCAAACGCUAGUAAACAGAGUUAUCCAUGUUUUUACUUUUGUCACAAGUGUUUAAUGUUUGUUUCUGCUUCACGAGCUUGUUUUGUUUCUCUGUAAGCAAAAUGUUCUGUUUUUAUCAAUAAGAAUCAGUUUCGUUUU